GGUCACUCUGCUGGCAGUCAAUCGUGCAAAUCAAAACAAACGAAACUUCGAACGAAACGAAUUAAUGAAAUGAAAUGAUUUACCGAUUAUAAAAUGUGCAGUUAUUUCGUUAAAAGACUAUGAAAUUGGCUAGAAAAACAGUUUUUAAGUUUUAUUCUAACAAGCUGCUAAGAUAGCAACCAAAGGCAAAGUGAUGCAAAAGCCAAACUCACCGAACUACUUCCUGAAAUAUCCUGAAUCUUCACCGCAGGAAGGUGACUGUGUUCCGUUCGAUCUGCACAAAAUAUGUCGCCUGUGCCUGCAGGGGCUACAGGACGGUUCCUGUGUCGACCUGUUUGCAAUAAACCAUCUCUCAGUCAGCCCACUGGCCAUGAUUACCCGCUGUGCUUCGAUACAGAUUUACGAAAAGGAUGGCUUUCCGACGACGAUAUGCAACGAUUGCUAUUGCAAGCUGGAGAUGGCGUACGAAUUCCGCAAUCGGUGUGAAGCGUCCGACCAGAAGCUACGCGAAAUGUUAAACAUUCCGACUGGCAAUGACAAAAGUGCGCAACUUCUUUCAAUGGACGAAACAACGGCCAGCAACAAGGAAGAUGCCAUCUAUCACGCUAUGAAGGAAAUAUUCGGACCGGAUGUUGAUCCCGCCUCGAUAAUAAUCCCACCGACGGCGGAAAGCCUGCUGGACGGUGGUUCGAUCGAGCAACAGCUCGAAAACACACCCGCAGCACCGUUGAAGGUGAAGAUGAAACGACAAAUCAAGCGCAAAUCCCAGCUGGACGAGCUGCUCGUCAAGCACAAGGAGAAGCUUUGGCUCGAGAGUACGAAGGUGAAAAUCAUUCGCCAGAAAAGGGCCGCCCGGAAGCAACCAAUGCUGGGCCGGAAGCAAGCGACUGCAAAUAAAAAUCAAGAGCAGCAGCAGCAGCAGCAGGAAACGCAACCCGGCGACGCAGAGAAUCCCUUCCAGUGUACCGUUUGCCAGCGACGGUUCAACCGUGCCGGCAAUCUCCGGCUGCACAUGCGAAUACACAGCAACGAGCGACAGUUUCAGUGCGAAAUCUGCAGCAAACUGUUUCGCACCUCGAGCAAUCUGCACGCGCACCGGAAAACGCACACGGACGAGCGCAACUUCCCUUGCACCGUGUGUGAGCGAGCGUUCCGGACGGCCCGGGAGCUGGUGAGCCACGGCAAAACGCACAGCGACGUCAAAGGGUACGUGUGUCGCGUGUGCAGCAAAGGGUUCGUGAAACAAUCGUACCUGAACACGCACAUGAACACGGUGCACGUCGGGCUGAAGCGCUACCGGUGCCAGGAGUGUGGCAAACAGUUUUCCAACAGCUCCAACCUGAUCGCGCACCGGCGGGUACACACCGGCGAGAAGCCGUACCAGUGCGGCGAGUGCGACGGGAAGUUUAACCAAUCGUCCGCCCUGACGCGCCACAUACGGCAGCAGCAUCGGCCGAAGGAGCCAAGCCCCGAACCGCCGGCGCCGGAGCAACCGGUCGGCCGCGAAAGUGAGGAACCGGAGGAGCUUUCGAUCGAGGUGGAUGAAAACCGGUCUCUGGAUAGUGCGGCCAGCUCGGAGCUUUCCGUGGCGACGUCGCUCAUGGACAGCCAGUCGUUCUCGUACGGUGGUAUGCCGUACGCGCAAACGUUCGUUCCGCAGCCAGCACCACCACCACCACAGCCUACUGCGGCGGCGCAACAUUUCAGCCACGUGUCGCAUCAACAUCACCAUCUGCACGCUACGCAUAGCUAUGCGCAUCCAUCGCACCAUCGGCACAACCAUCACCAGCAGCAGCCGCCGAUCAUGCACCAGCCGAUGGCGGUUAGCAGCCAGCCCGCGACGAACCUCUACCCGACCGACUAUCUGCCAACGUACCAUCAUUCGGCCGCGCUGCCGAGUACGCACCAGCCGCACUACGACCUCGGUGGGUACGACAUGUGCUACAGUAUGCCGGCCUCGACCGUGCUGAAUCCGAGCGUGAUGAAUCCGCAACCGACGUACAUCUUUGACCAGUGAAGGGAGGGCAUCCUUCCGUGCAAUAAACUUUAUUAGUUUUAUGAAUAA
This is a messenger RNA of Anopheles coluzzii, 2065 nucleotides long. Its product is annotated as zinc finger protein 19-like. The transcript is spliced from 3 exons. The coding region runs from base 194 to 2017 and encodes 607 amino acids. Gene Ontology annotation, cellular component: nucleus. Gene Ontology annotation, biological process: regulation of transcription by RNA polymerase II; central nervous system development. Lineage: Eukaryota; Metazoa; Arthropoda; Insecta; Diptera; Culicidae. Gene Ontology annotation, molecular function: RNA polymerase II cis-regulatory region sequence-specific DNA binding; zinc ion binding; DNA-binding transcription factor activity, RNA polymerase II-specific. The record is from RefSeq and is a predicted model, not a curated record.